Messenger RNA from Closterium sp. Naga37s-1, 2472 nucleotides. The record is from the annotation of a GenBank genome assembly. Lineage: Eukaryota; Viridiplantae; Streptophyta; Zygnematophyceae; Desmidiales; Closteriaceae.
AUGCUCCCGCAAAAACCGCCUCGACUGCGCUGGCGCCGCGCAACUCCUUCACUCCCCCGCCCUCAACCGUCCAUUCUUCUCUCUCUCCGCCACUACCAAAGUCUGCUCCUCCUCUCUCUGACUGUCUUCUCCCUCCUCACUCCCUCUCUCGGGCGCCACGUCAUCGUGGGUCAACGGCAUAUAGACGGCUUCAACUACCCGUGGAAUCCUGUCGUGAACUACACGCAAUGGGCCGCUACCUUCCCUGUCAUUGCAGGCGAUACCCUGGUGUUUCAAUACGAGUCAGGCGAAGAAGUUGUGUACGAAGUGCCGUCGCAGGGCGACUUAGACGACUGUCGCCUGGACGACGCGCGGUUGCUGUGCGACUCACUGGACGGCGACGGCGGCAGGAGCAGCGACCGAGGUGGACACGUGAGGGGGUGCCGCGUGGCAGUCGAGCCACGUACUCGCUAUUUCACUUCAAAGACUGAUCACUGCCGCGCGGGACAAAGGGUCGUGAUACGACCACGAGAAAGUGGUUCGGAACACGUCAGCGCUGAUUCGCACGGGGGUGAGGGGAGGAGCAGCACGGACAGCGACAGUGUUAACGAUAGCACAAGCUCGCCGUCCAUUCAUCGUCGCCGCAGCAGCAUCAGCAGCAUUCGCAGCGUGGGUUCCAGCAGCACCAGCAGCCGCAGCAGCAGCAGCAGCAGCAGCAGCAGCAGCAGCAGCAGCAGCAGCAGCAGCAGAAGCAGUGAAAAGGCCAACAGCAGUCUAGACCUACCCGAGCGGUUGUGGCGGCCGCCCGAAGCGCCAUCCCUCGUGAGCACCGCCGCAGCAGGCGGGCGGCGGGUGAUCGUGGGGGCAGCUGCCGGCGGGUACAACUACCCGUGGAACCCGGCUGUGAACUACAACGCGUGGAAUGCGGCCAAUAAGCUUUACGCUGGAGACUUCGUGGUUUUCAAAUACCCGGCGUUCCAGGAAGAGGUGGUUCAGUUCUCGACUCUGGCGGACUUCAAAUCGUGCAACUUCCGCGCAGCCAAAAUCAUCUGCUACGACUCAUGGGGCGCGGGCGCAAACGGGUGCGCCAUCCGCGUGACCGCCGCGCCGGCCAUGUACGCGUCGGGGCUGUACGGGCACUGCAAGGCGGGGCAGAAGCUCGUGGUGAAGGCUUCCGCGCGCCCGUAUUCUCCGCGCACGCUCGUGGUGGGGUACAUGUCGCAGCAAUUUGCGUGGCAGUGGAAUCCCGAGGCGCAGCUAGUGAAGUGGGCGAGCACGAAUAAGGUUUACGUGGGCGACACGCUGGUGUUCAAGUAUCCGCCUUACAAGGACGAGGUGUACAUUGUGCCAACACUCGCCGACUAUAACAACUGCAUCUACACCAAUUACGUUUCGUACUGUAACGGCACGGACGGAGGCGGGCAAGGGUGCUUCACCAACCCCAUCACCAGCACCACCUACUUCGUAUCCGGCCUCUACAGCCACUGCAAGGCCGCUAACCAGAAGAAACAGGAGAUUGCAGGCAAGCCCAUCACCCCGCGGGAUGCGGCUGAAGCCAAGUCGGAAGCAAUGAAGGCUGGCGAGCCAACAGGAAAGGGAAGCCUGCCAGCACGAAUGGAGGCAGCAGCAGCGUUCAACGUGAGGGAGCACGUGGUGCUGACCUGCUUGCGUGACUACGCUAGGCUCUCCCUCCUAGUGCCGCUAUGUGGAGCAACAGCAGCGGGAAGUGCGGGGAGUGCAGCACUAUGGAAGAGCUUGCUGUCUGACGGCUUGUAUCCGAUUCCGGCCGUUGAGCCGUCGACCCAACCGCUGGUACCAUCUCUGCUCCAGUCACAACCACUGCUCCGAGGCCAUCCCUUCCGUGGAAGCCAGAAGCAGGUGCUUGCCGGGUCAGGCAACACCAUGUACCACCAGGAGAAGAACGCAGGCAGCAUCAACAACCAGGGCUCUGAGAUUACUUUUGAGCCGACUCAAACGCCGCUACUCCGAGGCCAUCCCUUCCGUGGCAGCCAGAAGCAGGUGCUUCCCGGGUCAGGCAACACCAUGUACCAGCAGGAGAAGAACGCAGGCAGCAUCAACAACCAGGGCUCAGUCAACAAUCAGCGCUCCAAAGUGUACCGGGACGGCCCGGGGCUCGGAAGUGCGUCUACAGUGCAGUCUAACUCGCAGACUCAGUCGGCGGACACCAACCCGGUUACCACCACUGUUUCGGUCGACUCUCCGUCCACGACAAACGACUACACAGGCUCGAGUAACGGCCUGUAUGGGCUUGCAGGCUCGGGUUUGGGAGUACCUGGAGGGAUGCGUGGGCUUCCGGUUGCUGUUGCUGAGACUGUGUUGCCGUUUGCGAAUGGAGUGUUAAGACACGAUUCUUCGCCCGUGUGUGAGUCGCAGCAGUCAGGAGGAUGCACGGGGGGAGGGCUUAUCCCUCUGUCCCGCGCUAGCGGCCACCCAGCCUUGACAAUCUCGUCCAUCCCCUCGGGGUUACCAUAG